GCCCGCCACCCCCGCCCGCACCCACACCCCCACCCACACACCCACCCACACCCACACCCACACCCACACCCACACCCACACCCACACUCACACCCACACCGUGUUCGAAGUUUCUACAUACAGCUAAUUAUAUUAAUGAAGGGUAAGAUAAAUAAUUUACUUGUAUUUAAAAAAUUCUUUAAAAAAAUUUUAGAAAAUUCUAUGAUGAAGAAGAAUUAAUGAAAAUAAUACUUGACCACAUUGAUACAAGUCUUGAUGAUUAUCAACAAAAACAAGGUGAUAGUAAAGAUGUUAAAGUUCCUGGUGGUGGUCAAGCUGCUGGUAGUGUUGAAGUUCCUGGUGAUGAUAAAGGUGUUAAAUGUUUAAAACCUGAUACAAGUUUUAAAGGUGAUGAUAAUAAUACAAAUGCUAAAGGUUUAACAACUGAUACAAGUGCUCAUCAUGGUGAUUAA
Messenger RNA from Rotaria sp. Silwood2, 452 nucleotides. The record is from the annotation of a GenBank genome assembly. NCBI's taxonomy places the organism in Eukaryota, Metazoa, Rotifera, Eurotatoria, Philodinida, Philodinidae.